AUGUCGGCGCCAAGGCGUCUGACGCUGGCCGCCGUCACCGUCGCCUCCGUGAUGUGCGUGUACUUCCUGUAUGACAACCUGGAGCCCUCCCUGGCACUGUCCUGGACCCACUUCAAUCGCGCGUCUUCGUGGAGCUCGGAAAUACUCGAACCCCUAACUUCCGAACCGCGCCGCCACAGCAACCGGACGAGCCCCGCCCCCUCGCCUAGCCCCGCCCACGCCAGGAACGAACCUACGCCUUCCCGCAAAAACAUUUUGGCCAAGCCCACCGAGUCGCCGUUCAUCGGAGACUCAUAUGCCAGCCAAAACGUUACACCGCUAACUGAAUGUCCCGACGGCAUUCGAAGUCUCGUCGCCGAGUCGGACUUCGCCCAGCUUUUCCUGGGGAACGUUCCGGUGCUGCAGUGGCUAACGCACGCCACGCCCGACGAAUACCGCCGCCUCAGCCGCUACGCGGGUGCAAAUGGCUGGGGGGGCCUCAGCUACCAAACGCUAUCAGACGCGUUGGCUUAUCUCAACUCGUCGGCCAACGCCGUCAUGUUCGAUGACUGGAAGCGUCGCGCCGACUCGUCCGGCUGCGUCCGCUGCGCCGUGGUCGGGAACGGCGGCAUCCUCAAGGAUUCUAAGAAAGGGAAGGAGAUAGACGGUCACCACUACGUCUUCAGGACCAAUGGUGCCAUCGUGGCGGGAUUUGAGGAGGACGUGGGGUUCCGCACCACUCAUUACACCUUCUCGACCAACACGCUGAUGAACUCCAUGGCGAGCUACGCCUCGGCCGGCUUCCGAGGGCCGCCCAAGUCUCAGGAAACGCGUUACGUCUUUUUGCCCGACCACGACCGCGACUACCUGCUGAUGAAAGCGGCGGCCCUGCGGACCCCUGUUGAACAAGGGCGAGACCGAGGAAAAGACCCGGCAAAAUACUUUGGGAAAAACGUGACGUCGACCCAACUGAAAAUGUACCACCCGGACUUCAUCCGCUACAUCCGAAACAGGUUCCUCCCAUCCAGAACUCUGAAAACCAAACACCGAAACAUCUACCGUCCGUCCACCGGCGCCACCAUGCUGCUGGCUGCGCUGCAUACAUGCGACCGUGUCAGCGCGUAUGGCUUUAUGACGCCCCAGUUCAAAAAAUACUCAGACCACUACUACGACCGGAAGUACCGACCAGUGGGAUUCUUCAUCAAUCACGACCUUAAGCUGGAGAUGAACCUGUGGCAAAGGUUGCACAAUGCGGGGCUCAUCACGCUGUACAUGCGUCCUUGA
Molecule: messenger RNA, 1263 nt
Organism: Nerophis lumbriciformis (worm pipefish)
Lineage: Eukaryota; Metazoa; Chordata; Actinopteri; Syngnathiformes; Syngnathidae
Source: RefSeq, a predicted model, not a curated record